AUGCAGGUGGCACCGCUCCUCUCCUCCCCUGCGGUGCCCACCUUUUCAAAGUUCCGGGAGCCUCCCGCCGCGCUCUCCGAAGAGUGGCGCAGCUGGUCGACCGCGAACUCCGUGAGCGCGGCCGAACUCUCCAACGCCGCAAUCCGGCACGCACUCGCGGUGACCCGCUUUUGCAGCGCGCGCUCACUCGGCUGCACGUGGGCGGAGCACCACGCGCUGCUGGACAUGAGUCGCGCGCCAUACGCUCACCUGUACGACCAGCACACCGUCCCGAGCGAGGCGCGUCCCGACGCCACGAGCUGCGCGCGGCUUCACCGCCCGAACGCCUCGCAGCUGCUCGCGCUGGUCCGCGACUCGCAGCCGGCAGUGCUCACCGGCCUCCUGGACGGCUGGCCGGCAACGCGCAAGUGGACCGACGAGUACCUCGCGGCCGCACUCGGCGAGCGCAGAGUGGCGCUCUCGGUCACAGAGGGCGACUCUUGA
Emiliania huxleyi CCMP1516 is the source of this 483-nucleotide messenger RNA. RefSeq lists its product as hypothetical. The record is from RefSeq and is a predicted model, not a curated record. The transcript has a single exon. Bases 1 to 483 code for a protein of 160 amino acids. Lineage: Eukaryota; Haptophyta; Isochrysidales; Noelaerhabdaceae.